Molecule: messenger RNA, 1281 nt
Organism: Verticillium alfalfae VaMs.102
Lineage: Eukaryota; Fungi; Ascomycota; Sordariomycetes; Glomerellales; Plectosphaerellaceae
Product: malic acid transport protein
Exons: 3
Coding region: 1-1281 (426 amino acids)
Biological process (GO): malate transmembrane transport
Cellular component (GO): membrane
Molecular function (GO): malate transmembrane transporter activity
Source: RefSeq, a predicted model, not a curated record
AUGAACCGCCCGGGCUCCUCCCGUCUCGAGGUCGACAUCGACAGCCUCAAGCGCAACAUGCAGCCCGAGUACAAGAACGUCACACCGGUGGUCGAGAAGGGCGCCGGCCCGCCCGCUCCCGCUGCACACGGCCACGAUGAUCACGGCGGCAUCGACAUCAAUGACCCCAAUCGGCCGAGGUACGGACUGAAGAAGCGCCUUCACCACUUCACCUGGGCAUGGUACACGCUUGUCAUGAGUACCGGCGGUCUUUCACUGCUCAUAUUUGCGCAGCCCUUUCAAUUCACUGGCCUCAGGCAAAUUGGUCUCGCGGUUUACAUCAUCAACAUUAUUCUCUUCACCGGUGUCACAACGAUGCUUCUGGCCCGAUUCUUCCUCUUCCCUGGCGACUUUACAAAAUCAUUAACCCACGAGCGAGAGGGUUUCUUUUUCCCGACAUUUUUCCUCUCGUGCGCCACUCUCAUCACGAGCACGCAACGCUAUGCCAUUCCCCUCGACGAUGACCGUCUCAUCUGGGGUAUUCAGGUAGCCUUCUGGGCCUAUGUGAUUAUGACCAUCUCUCUCGCCAUCUUCCAAUACAGCUUUGUCUUCUCCGCCCACAGCUUCGGCCUGCAGACCAUGAUGCCUACAUGGAUUCUACCUAUCUUUCCGGUCAUGCUGUCUGGCACCAUAGCCUCCGUCAUCGCCGACACCCAGCCUGAUAUCUCAGCUGUGCCAAUCAUUGUUGCCGGUCUGACUUGCCAGGGCCUUGGCAUGUCUGUCGCUCUCCUCAUGUACUCCCACAUGGUUGGCCGCCUGAUGCAAGCUGGUCUACCCAACCGCGAGCACCGACCCGGUCUAUUCAUGUGUGUCGGCCCGCCCUCGUUCACGGCUCUCGCCCUCAUUGGCAUGGCCCAGGGCCUUCCCGACAACUUUGACCCCGAUGGCGACGGAUUCCUUAUCGACGCCGGCCUCAUCCGCACCAUGGCGCUCAUGUCGGCUAUCUUCCUCUGGGCUCUCGCCGCCUGGUGGUGGGGCAUUGCCGUCGCUGCCGUUGUCCAGGCGCCACCCGUGUACUUCCAUCUUGGCUGGUGGGCCAUGGUCUUCCCCAAUACUGGUUUCGUCCUGGCCACCAUCUCUAUCGCCAACGCCCUUGGGAACGACGCGGUCAAGUCUGUUGGUACCGGUCUCAGCAUCGUGCUGUUCCUGACGUACUGCAUGGUUCUCUACAGCCACACCCGCGCUGUCAUUAUCCAGGACAUCAUGUACCCGGGCAGAGACGAGGACUUCAACGACCACUAG